AUCGCUUGGAAGAGAUCCGGACAAACUUCAGCAGAAAAAUCCCACAGCAGAACCGAAUGUGUUUUGGUUUUGUUUCGUGAAAAAUAACAGACAGCCAUGACUGACUCCAGCUUUAGAUGUGAGGCGUGUGGUAUCACUCUGAACAGUAUUGAUCAGUACACGCAGCACACAAGUGGCAGAAAACAUCUUAAUAAGGUGCGACCAUCAUCAGAAGGCGAAUCUUCAAGUGACCAACAAUCAGGAGAGGAGGCAAAUGCGGAUCCAUUUCGUAAAGUUAUUUUUACAACUGCCGAAUCCUUAAGUUCUUUGCCCCCGAUUGAUCUUCCACCUCCGCCCCCUCCCCCGCCCACCAAGAAGAGGAAGGCGGAGGUAAUGAUGGAGGGGUGUGAGAUGUGUCAGGUUUAUUACAACUCACCCAAUCAAAAGGAGGUACACCUCACCGGAAAGAAACACCAGAAAAAAUUGAAGACAAUGACAGAUAUCUCCCCCUCAGACCCUCUAGGUCUGUCGCUAGACUCGGCUUCCAACCUGGGGUUAUGUGAGCUGUGCCAUGUCUCUUAUUCUUCUGUAACAAUCCGUGAUCAACAUCUUAACGGAGCGAAGCAUCGAAAGAAGGUGCAGCUGUCACAGUCCCCUAACCCCGACCAGGAGAUGUGUACAAUAUGUAACGUCAAGUAUACCUCGCCUUCCAACAAACUUCUCCACAUACAGGGUCGCAAACACCAGAGGAGUGUCCAGUCUCACAGCACACCAGAAACAGCGCCGGUGAAGCAUGCCACAUGUUUUCGGUGUAUGUUUUGUCAUAUCACCGUUAACUCCCUGGACCAGCUGGAGAUACACAGACAAGGCAGCAAACAUAAAACAAUUAUACAGAAAAUGAAGGAACAGCAGCAAGGUUGUGUUAUAGACGAUCUGUCUGUUGUCGUGUCGUCAGAGGAGGUGAACAGCUGCAAGGUUGUGUUAUAGACGAUCGGUCUGUUGUCGUGUCGUCAGAGGAGGUGACCAGCAGCAAGGUUGUGUUAUAGACGAUCGGUCUGUUGUCGUGUCGUCAGAGGAGGCGAACAGCAGCAAGGUUGUGUUAUAUACGAUCUGUCUGUUGUCGUGUCGUCAGA
Messenger RNA from Mizuhopecten yessoensis (Yesso scallop), 1112 nucleotides. Its product is annotated as zinc finger protein 346-like. Bases 97 to 966 code for a protein of 289 amino acids. Lineage: Eukaryota; Metazoa; Mollusca; Bivalvia; Pectinida; Pectinidae. The transcript is spliced from 7 exons. The record is from RefSeq and is a predicted model, not a curated record. Gene Ontology annotation, molecular function: zinc ion binding; nucleic acid binding.